CCCCAGCAGUUAGUCAGUCAGUCGCACUCUGCACCACCUUCAGUAAGGACUCACCUUUCACCAGUUCAGGUGCAGUUGUGUAUGCGAUUGGAAGUCAUGGCGGGCAGGAUCACCUGUGGACUGUGGACGGCCGUCUUUCUCCUGGGAUGUGGGGGGCUGUCUGCGUUCAACCUGGACACCGACAAUGUCCUGCGGAAGAACGGAGAACCGGGCAGUUUGUUCGGCUUCUCUCUCGCCAUGCACUGGCAGCUUGCUCCGGUGGAUAGGAAAAUGCUGCUGGUCGGGGCCCCGAGAGCCAAAGCUCUGAGUCGCCAAAAAUCCAAAGUGACAGGAGGACUGUACAACUGUGACGUGACCACCACCUCAGCUGGUUGCCUCAGAGUUAACUUUGACAACAACGAGGACACAGAGAACGAGAGCAAAGAGAACCAGUGGAUGGGAGUGACGGUCAACAGUCAGGGGCCAGGAGGAAGGGUUGUGACCUGUGCCCAUCGCUACCAGCGGCGGAGCAAUAUGGGCAAAGCCCUCGAGUCCCGCGACAUUAUCGGCCGCUGCGUCGUGAUGAGUCAGUCCUUUACCUUCAAUACCCCAUCGGAAGAGGGAGAGAAGUGGCAUUUCUGCGACGGCAGGAACAGAGGCCACGAGCAGUUCGGCUCCUGCCAGCAGGGCCUCUCUGCCACAUUCGACAAGGACUACCACUACCUCAUCUUUGGGGCUCCUGGGGCGUACAACUGGAAAGGUGUGGUACGCUUGGAACAAAACAACGAAACCUUCCUAGAAAUUAACGACUAUUACGACGGCCCUUUUGAGGUGGGAGAUGAGGGAGAUAAGAACCCCGCGCUGGUCCCCGUUCCUUCCACCAGCUACCUGGGCUUCUCGCUGGACUCGGGGAAUAGUCUGACCAAGAAGGGCCAGCUGACGGUGGUGGCGGGGGCUCCCCGAGCGAACCACAGUGGAGCGGUGGUGCUGCUGAAGAAAGGCGAGCAGACAAGCAAAAUCAUGGUCGAUGAGUACAUCCUGCAAGGGGAAGGGCUGGCCUCAUCUUUCGGCUACGAUCUGACUGUGCUGGACCUCAACGGGGACGGCUGGCAGGACAUAGUGGUGGGAGCACCGCAGUACUUUGAGAAGGACGGGGAAAUCGGAGGAGCUGUCUACGUCUUCGUCAACAAUGAGGGAAAGUGGGAUAAAGUCAGGCCCACCAGAAUAGACGGACCUCAGGACUCCAUGUUUGGCCUGGCUGUGGAAAACCUGGGGGACAUCAAUCAGGACGGUUUCCAGGAUUUUGCGGUUGGAGCUCCUCAUGCGGAUGACGGUGCAGGGAAAGUUUACAUGUACAACGGAGCAGCCACGGGUCUCAGCUCGACAAAAGCUGCACAGGUUCUGUCCGGAAAGCCUUUAGGAGUGAAGCUGUUUGGCUACUCUUUGGCAGGAAACAUGGACUUGGAUAAGAACUCCUACCCUGACCUGGCUGUGGGAUCCCUCUCUGACGCCGUCUUCAUCUACAAAGCCCGUCCGGUUGUUAACAUCAAGAAGGAAAUCAAGUUCUCCCCGGAGGUAAUCGACCUCACCCAGAAGAACUGUGGCGACAAAUUCUGUUUGGACGUUGACGUCUGCUUCACCCUCACUGCCAACCCCAUGAGCUAUGCUCCCAGACUGACGGUGUCCUACUCCAUCGAGGCGGACGCUGUCCAGAGGAAGAACGGUCUCAUCCCCAGGGUGACCAUCUCCCAGCCCACGGAGGGUUCCUACAAGUCCAGCGGAACAGUCCCCCUGGACAGUAAAGGACAGAAAAAGUGCAUUAAGCGUCAGCUUGUCAUACAGGAUAAUAUCCGUGACAAGCUGCGGGGGAUCCCCGUCGACGUGUCCGUGAACAUCUUGAACAGCAACCGGAAACGCAGACAGAGCUCAGCUCCUCCCCUGGCCCCGGUCCUGGACGCCAAGGAGCCCCCCAUAACUCGAUCGGAGGUGAAUUUCCUGAAGGAAGGAUGCGGCAGCGACAACGUUUGUCAAAGCAAGUUACGUGUGACGUAUCGCUACGGCCACAGGAACACGGACGAUGACACGCUCACUCCAUUAGAAGUGAAGAACGGCCUGCCGGUGAUCUCGCUCAGCGACCAGAAGGAGAUCGUCCUGGAGGUCAAGGUGUCCAAUCGGAACGGAGAUGAUGCGCACGAAGCCUCAGUGAAGGCCACCUUCCCCAACUCCCUCACCUACUCUACUUUCCGCAGUCUACCUGGUGAGAGGCCGGUAACAUGUGCAGCCAACAAAGACGGCUCUCAGGCGGACUGUGAGCUCGGGAACCCCUUCAAACGGGACGCUGAGGUGACCUUCUACAUCAUACUGGGCACGUCGCGCAUCUCUCCCAACUCCACCGAACUGGAGAUUGAUCUGCAGCUGAACACGACAAGCUCCCAGGAGGAUUUGGCCUCUGUUAAAGCAAGAGCAACGGUGGCUAUCGUGUUGCAGCUGUCUCUAUCAGGACAAGCUCAGCCGUCUCAGGUCUACUUCACAGGUGAGGUCACAGGUGACACGGCCAUGAAGACUGAAAGCGACAUCGGCAGUGCCGUCACACACCAGUUUAGAAUAAUCAAUCUGGGAAAGAGUUUGAAAGACUUUGGCACCGCCACGCUCGACAUCGACUGGCCAAAAGAGACAGCGGAUGGGAAGUGGCUGCUCUACCUGACGAAGAUCAGCUCCACUGGGCUGGUCCAGGAGGAGUGCUCUCCUAAAGGGGUGAUCAACCCUCUCAACAAGGAAAUAAGCAACACCAGGAGGAGAAGAGCAGCAGAAAAGCUCCAGGGACUUGACCAGGGGACUUUGUCACGUUUACUGGACCAGAAGAAAUCUGAAACUCUGUCCUGUGACAGCGGGGCCAGAUGUGUUACUAUAAAGUGCCCCCUGCGGGGCCUGGACAGUAAUGCAGUCAUCACUCUCAGCUCUCGCCUCUUUAACAGCACCUUCAUAGAGGACUAUUCCAAGCACCACCACGUGGAGGUGAUAGUGAAGGCCUCUCUGCGUGUCAACAGCAAAGCAACCAACAUAGAGCUGGAAAACGCUGACACACAGGUGAGGCUGACGGUGUUCCCAGAGAGGCGUGAGGCCCAGUAUGGAGGCGUGCCGUGGUGGAUCAUCGUGCUGUCCAUCCUGUUUGGGCUGCUGUUGCUGGCCCUGUUGGCUUUCCUUCUGUGGAAGUGUGGAGUCUUCGGGAAAAAGAAUAAAGGGGACCCGUCAGAAAAAGAGAAACUGGCAAAUUCAUAGAAAAAGAGAGAGGUGUGGCUUUUUUAAGCGUGCCAAAUAUGAAGAAAGGGUUCCCAGUUACAACGCUGUCUGGAUAAAACGGGAGGAGAGAGCAAAUAACCCCGGGAAUGGGAAAUGGCAAAACCUGGAAAAGAAGCCCUGGAUGACAACCUGGCACGACAAAGAACAUUAUUCUUAACUGACUUCCUGUCGCUUACUGAUGAACUCCCAAUUUCUCCGAUUUCUCUUGCUUUUUCAUUGCACAGCGUGGACUGUAAUUAUCAAGAAACAAAGAAAG
Molecule: messenger RNA, 3535 nt
Organism: Etheostoma spectabile (orangethroat darter)
Lineage: Eukaryota; Metazoa; Chordata; Actinopteri; Perciformes; Percidae
Product: integrin alpha-6
Exons: 26
Coding region: 82-3258 (1058 amino acids)
Biological process (GO): integrin-mediated signaling pathway; cell-matrix adhesion; cell adhesion mediated by integrin
Cellular component (GO): integrin complex; external side of plasma membrane
Molecular function (GO): integrin binding
Source: RefSeq, a predicted model, not a curated record